Messenger RNA from Lactuca sativa (garden lettuce), 3276 nucleotides. Its product is annotated as Leucine-rich repeat protein kinase family protein. Gene Ontology annotation, biological process: protein phosphorylation. Gene Ontology annotation, molecular function: protein binding; ATP binding; protein kinase activity. NCBI's taxonomy places the organism in Eukaryota, Viridiplantae, Streptophyta, Magnoliopsida, Asterales, Asteraceae. The record is from RefSeq and is a predicted model, not a curated record.
CCCACUAACCCUUUUUCAUCAUGUUCAUUAAUGAAUUUUCCAAACCACUUCAGUGUGAAUUUCUCUUCCCAACAUUUUUUACCCAAUUAUUUUUCCCAUUAAAGAAAUAUAUAAAAAUCAAACCUUUUCCUGAUGCCUUUAUUGCUCCUUUCAACAGAAAGACAAAAUCUCUUUUAAUUUGCUUGUUUUCUCUGUUCGCUUGCUCGUGCCUCCAACCCCCAAAUAAGCUAAAGCCCAGCUCUUUUGAAGGGGAAAUAUAUAAAUGGCGAUAAACUCGUCUUUCUCGUAAAUUUCUUGAAAAUACCCAGUUCAUUUAGGGUAGUCGAUCGGCGGUGGAUGGCGGUGGCUGCGGCGGCGGGUGGUGGUGUUUGAGUUAAACUCAAAUUGAUGAUAAACCGAAGCGCUUUCUUGGAGUCUUGAAAACUCCUUUUCCGAACAUGGGUUUUGCUCACUUUGGUUCAAUUGUUCUUCUUACUCUGUUCUUCAGGUCAAACUUUGGUCAACAACAAGAACAGCCCACACCCAUUCCCAAUACAGAUGAGUUCUUCAUCUCUGAUUUCUUUCAGAAAAUGGGUAUUUUAAAUUCUUCGAUUUCUAAUGUUUACAAUUUUUCUUCACCCGUUUGUUCAUGGCAAGUUGUUUUCUGUGAUGCCAAUCAAGAACAUGUCAUAGGUCUAAAUGCUCCUAAUUUGGGUCUUUCUGGUUCAAUCCCCGAUAACACAAUCGGCAAACUCACAAAGCUUCAAUCUUUGGAUCUAAGCAGUAAUCAGAUCACUAAUUUGCCUAAUGAUUUUUGGAGUUUGGGUUCACUGAAAACUCUUAAUCUUUCGAACAACACAAUCUCCAUGAAUCUUCCGAGUAACAUCGGAAACUUCGGUUCACUUGAAAAAUUAGACCUUUCGUUCAAUAAUUUCUUCGGUAGUCUCCCUGAAUCGAUUAGUUCGUUAAUCAGUUUACAAGUUCUUAAUCUCAAUCGAAAUGGGUUCGAUUCCACUGUUCCAUUGGGAAUCUUAGCAUGUCGUUCAUUGAUUUCUCUCGACUUUUCUUCCAACAGUUUCAAUGGAAGUCUUCCCGAUGGUUUUGGUUCGUCAUUUCCCAAACUCAAAAGUUUGAAUCUUGCUGGAAAUGAAAUGAAGGGAAAAGAUUCAGAUUUUUCGAAAUUAGAAUCUUUAAAAUACCUUAACAUUUCCAAGAAUCUUUUUCAGGGUUCUGUUGUUGAAAUCUUUCAGGAGUCAUUGGAAGUGGUCGAUUUGAGUAGUAAUCACUUCGAAGGUCUUAUUUCUCAGGUAAACUUUAGUUCAUUAGUUUAUCUUGAUGUCUCCGAUAAUGAAGUUAGUGGAGAAUUUUUCAGUAAUUUAAGUGAAACCCAUAAUCUCAAACACCUUAAUUUCGCCAACAACAGAUUUUCGAAGCAAAAUUUUCUCAAAAUCGAUCAAAUUCGUAGUUUAGAAUACUUAAACUUGUCCCACACGAAUCUAAUCGGCGGAAUUGGUGACCAAAUCUCGAUGUUAACUCAUCUGAAAACACUUGAUCUCUCGAGUAAUCAUCUCACUGGUAAAAUCCCACUUUUGACCUCAAAAACCCUCCAAAAUCUCGAUCUUUCUUUCAAUAAUCUAACCGGUGAAAUACCCAUUUCGCUCUUGAGAAAGCUUCCAUGGAUGGAAAGAUUCAACUUUUCUUACAAUAAUCUAACCCUUUGUGACGCACAAUUUUCCCUCGAAACCCUUCAUUCAGCUUUCAUCGGUUCAUCAAAUAGUUGCCCAAUUGCUGCAAACCCUAAUCUUUUAAAGACCAAAACUCAUACCCAUAAAGGACUCGAGCUUGCUUUAGCUUUAACCAUUUCAUUGAUCGUUUUACUCGGGGCAUUGCUAUUUUGUGCAUUCGGUUGUCGGAAAAAAACCCAAAUGUGGGCCCUAAAGCAAGAUUCAUAUAAAGAAGAACAAGUGAUUUCGGGUCCAUUUUCAUUCCAAACGGAUUCAACCACAUGGGUUGCAGAUGUAAAAGUUGCAAAUUUAGUCCCUGUAGUUAUCUUUGAAAAGCCAUUACUAAAUUUCACCUUUUCGGAUCUUCUAUCCGCCACUUCGAAUUUUGAUAGGGGUACCCUUUUGGCCGAAGGGCGUUUUGGUCCGGUUUAUCGCGGGUUUUUACCCGGUGGGAUCCAUGUAGCCGUAAAAGUUCUAGUUCUUGGAUCCACCAUGACCGAUCAAGAAGCAGCUAGAGAGCUCGAGUAUCUUGGAAGAAUAAAACACCCGAAUCUUGUUCCUUUAACCGGAUAUUGUCUCGCUGGUGAAAAAAGAAUCGCGAUUUACGAUUACAUGGAGAAUGGCAACUUGCAUAAUUUGCUCCACGAUCUUCCUCUUGGAAUUCAAACCACGGAAGAUUGGCGUUUCGAUACUUGGCAAGCAGAAGCAGAUGAAAGUAACGGUAUCAGUAACAGUAUUAGUAACAGUAAUAGUAUUGGUAUUCAACACGUGGGCUCAGGAGAUUUGUUGGCCACAUGGCAAUUUAGGCAUAAAAUUGCGUUAGGCACUGCUCGCGCUCUGGCGUUUCUCCACCAUGGAUGUUCGCCACCGAUCAUCCAUAGGGACGUCAAGGCGAGCAGUGUUUAUCUUGAUUUGAAUCUUGAACCAAGAUUAUCGGAUUUUGGACUCGCGAAAAUCUUUGGGAAUGAUCUUCAAGAUGAAAUGGCGCGUGGGUCCUUUGGGUAUGUUCCACCCGAGUUUUUGAAUCAAGAUGGAAGCUCGAAUAGCUCGUCACCAUGUGUGAUUACUCCAAAAUCCGAUGUUUAUGGAUUUGGAGUGAUUCUUCUUGAGUUAAUAUCGGGGAAAAACCCGGUUGAAGAUGAAUACCCAGAUGAAAAUAACUCAAAAGAUUCGAAUUUGGUGAGUUGGGUGAGAGGUUUAGUGAGGAAGAAUUGUGGGUUUUUGGCGAUAGAUCCAAAGAUUCACAACACAGGAAUCGAGGCUCAUAUGGUGGAGGCAUUGAAGAUUGGGUAUUUAUGUACGGCUGAUCUUCCGGCCAAGCGGCCGAGUAUGCAACAGGUGGUUGGACUUUUAAAGGAUCUUGAACCAGUCAUGAAUUAGUGAGAAUUUUAAUGUUUUUUUUUUCAUCUUUUUUGAGGUUGUGGUUUUUUUUUUUUGUUAGAUUGUUGUUAUGGUGUACAGUUUGUUUGAAUAUCUUUGAAGGCAACCGAUUCUAAAGAAGUUUUCGAUGAUUUAAACUUGUAAUCUUUAAGGUGUCGUCUAAUAUGAAAGGAUUGCAUAUCGUUCGAGCUAA